AUGGGAAGCCUUGGUUACAAGUCCGCUAUGGUAGACUUGUCCCACCACAUCAACGCGAAGAGUAAAGCUCGCCAUCCCUCGCCGUUGAAAGACAUUAUCAAAUUUAUGGGAUACGAUGGCAUGGUCAGCUUUGCAGGAGGGCUGCCUCAUCCAUCUCUGUUUCCCCUCGACCAAGCCAAAUUCGAGUGUCUAUCUCCCGCGGCCUCUCUAACAGCGGAUCGACAUUCCGAUGGUCAAAACAAAGAUGAUGUACUGGGUCUGACAUUUGGACGUGGAUCUUCUAUAGGGGAUUUAGAUUUGACUCAAUUCCUUCAAUACGGCUCUGGGGCUGGCAACCGGCAGCUGUUAGAUUUAGCAAAAGAGCUCACUGAAAGGGUUCAUUCUCCGCCCUAUGAGUACGAGUGUUUACUACACCCCGGUAACACCAACGCGUGGGCCAAAGUCGUCGGGCUGCUCUGCGAAGAUGACGACUACAUUCUUGUUGAAGAAUUUACGUAUCCAUCAGCGCAAGCUCUUUGGAUUCCACUGGGAGUCAAAGCUGUUCCCGUGGCUGCCGAUGCGGCGGGAAUGAUGGCGAAGAACCUCAGAAAUAUUUUGAUGCAUUGGGAUGAGAGGGAUAGAGGGGCCCGAAGACCACGAGUACUCUAUCUCGUGUCUGUCGGAUCGAAUCCAACAGGAAUCACGAUUUCAAAAGAAAGACGGAGGGAGAUUUACGACAUCUGUGUCGAGUUUGAUAUCAUCAUCGUCGAGGAUGACCCUUACUACUUUCUCCAAUACCCAAGUUACGGCAGCUCUGUUGAGACAUCGUCCAUACCUAAACCUAUCCCAGAAUUCCUGAACACCCUCGUACCCACGUUCCUCUCCAUGGACACGCAAGGCAGAGUCAUCCGCCUUGACUCCUUCUCAAAGACGCUUUUCCCCGGUCUGCGCCUGGGAUACUUCGUCGCCCAUCCAGUCUUCACUGAGCGUCUCCUCCGCGCAACAGAGGUCGAGACGCAAGACCCAGCUGGUCUCAGCCAAGCAUUUGUCCUCGGCCUUCUUCGGAAGUGGGGGGUAGACGGCUACCUCACCUGGCUCCAAAACCUACAGUUGCAGUACCGCACCAGACGGGACUGGCUCCUGGACGCAUUCCACGCCCACUUUGAUAUUGUGCCCGCGGAGAAGUCACCCGUGCCUCAAGCACAGGGCCUUGUAGCGUGCAUUAAAAGUGCACAUGAUGGCCAAGUGAAACAGCCGGUUUUCAGUUUCGUUGAUCCUGGCGCUGGCAUGUUUGUGUGGUGCAAAUUCUACUUUGACGGCGUCGAAAGGUUCAUGCAGAUUGAAGGUGCCGCGAACAAUAGAGAUCCAGAGCAAGAUUUUGCAAACGAGCUGUGGCAGGCGUGGGCGACGGAACUCGUGCUCCUUACACCGGGGUCGUACUAUCAUGCUUGGCAAGGUCCAGAGAAGAUGACUACGUCGGCCCGGGGUGCUGAUCCGCGCACGGCGCAUUUCCGGUUUUCUUUUGCUACGCCGACGAAUGAAGAAAUCAAUUCUGGAGUGGAACGUCUUGCGAAGGUAAUAGGGAGAUAUUGGGGUUAG
Molecule: messenger RNA, 1578 nt
Organism: Colletotrichum orchidophilum
Lineage: Eukaryota; Fungi; Ascomycota; Sordariomycetes; Glomerellales; Glomerellaceae
Exons: 6
Coding region: 1-1578 (525 amino acids)
Biological process (GO): aromatic amino acid catabolic process; L-tyrosine biosynthetic process
Molecular function (GO): aromatic-amino-acid:2-oxoglutarate transaminase activity; L-2-aminoadipate:2-oxoglutarate transaminase activity; pyridoxal phosphate binding
Source: RefSeq, a predicted model, not a curated record